GAUUGACAUCCCCACACUAAUACUGUUACACUACACUAAUUUAAUACUACUAUAUAUGGCACUAUGGUAUGAAGUGCUUUUAUGCCCAAUUGCAAUAGUCAAACAUGCAAAAACUCCCAUUUCUGAAAGACAAGACAUUUGAAGAAGACGGUUGCCAAAAGCCUGAAAGUUAUAUGGCUGCUUCUCCUCUCUCAAUUAUGAAUGGUAAACUAGAUCUGAAGACUAUGUGUGCUAUAGUGAGGACAAGCAGAUGGCAUCAGUUGGGCAUACAGUUAGGAGUUGACUCAGACAUGCUCCAUGAUAUAGAAAGUGAAAAAUCUGAGACACAAGAUAAAAGAACACAAAUGUUUCGUCUUUGGAUUGCAAGUCAACCAGGAGCUAGUCACAAUCAACUGGUUGAGGCACUGAGACUCAAAGUAAUAGGAGAGGACAGAAUGGCUCAGGAAUAUGAAGAAAAAGUGAAGGAGGAAGCAUCUAAAACUACAGAAAGUACUGAAAUAGGACCUGCAAAAGAAUCAUCAACUUAUACAGCACCUGCUUGGAGCACAACCACAGUUAUGACUUCAAUGGUAGAGAAAGCAUCAGAGGUACUAACAGAUCAGGCGUAUCAAUUACAAGAAAAAUAUGACAACCUCCUUCAGCUGAUACAAGAUCUCUCAAAAAAUGCCGACGUAGGAAUAGUCAAGAACCAGCUACGAAAUGUACUGCAGGAGAGGUGCUUCAAUCAGUCACAUGGAAUUAGCUUUUACCAGAAGCUCAUCGAUCAGAUUACAACUAUGGAUGAAGCAUUUGCUUUUCUUAUUAAGAAUCAUUUCGUUGGAUACUUAAAUUACUAACUCCUCAUGAGA
Messenger RNA from Amphimedon queenslandica, 848 nucleotides. RefSeq lists its product as uncharacterized. NCBI's taxonomy places the organism in Eukaryota, Metazoa, Porifera, Demospongiae, Haplosclerida, Niphatidae. The record is from RefSeq and is a predicted model, not a curated record. The coding region runs from base 105 to 836 and encodes 243 amino acids. Gene Ontology annotation, molecular function: protein binding. Gene Ontology annotation, biological process: signal transduction. The transcript is spliced from 3 exons.